CGCCCCUGAGAAUCGCCUCCCAUGCUUUCGCUCGCCCCUGUCGCCCUCUCCUUCACCGCGCCCGUCGCGCCGCUCGCGGCGGUGCGCACGCCGGCGCCGGAGAUGUUCUUCUCCGGCUCCAAGGCUGCGGCGCCCAAGAAGGCGGCCAAGAAGCCCGUCAAGAAGGCUGCCAAGGCGGCCAAGCGCGGCGGCGGCAAGGAUUACGCAAAGAUCUCCACCCGCCGCACCGCUGGCUCGUUCGUCGACGUGACCGGCAAGCCGUACGUCGAGGUCGACACCUUCGUCCCGCAGUUCGACGAGAUCGGGGUGCUUCCGCCCAUCGGCCGCUGGGACCCGCUGCAGAUCCGCGAGCAGGGGCCGGAGCGGUACCGCAGGUUCGUGGAGAUGGAGAUCAAGCACGGGCGGCUCGCGAUGGCGGCCUUCCUCGGCGUCAUCACCACCUACUCGGGCAUCCGCUGGCCCGGCUACCUCUCCCUCGCGGAGGGCAUCAAGUUCUCCGACCUGCCCGGCGGCGCGAUUGCGUCGUGGGCGGCUCUGCCCACCUCGGCGUGGCUGCAGAUCGUCCUCUUCAUCUCCUUCCUCGAGGUGUACGCGCUGAAGCAGGACCCCGAGAAGGACCCCGGUGACGUCGUCCCCGAGGGCGUCGCGUGGGCGCGCUACCCCGACGGCUACGACGUCUGGCUUGGCGACGGCUCGACCAAGCAGGUCGGCGAGGACGAGCUCUUCCUCGGAAAGACCUGGAAGCUCAACGCCGAGCGCAACAACGGCCGCGCUGCGAUGAUGGGCAUCACCGGCAUGCUGAUCCACGAGGGCCUGACCGGCAACCCGAUCUUCCCGAUCGGCGAGACGCUCUAAGCGGCUGGCCACACGGCCUGCGCCGCCGCUGCGGCAGCCCCGUUCGGCGGCGCGCCGGAUGGCGUUGCGGAUGGCGCCGGAGGGGCAGAGGAGAGGCCGAGGAUGUUCGGCGCCGGGAGCGAAGGCGUGGAGGGGCGGGAGCGCGAUUAUCAAGGGUAUGUGUCACGUGCGAGCGCAGCAGUGUAUGAUUGUGUCCGCGCGUUUCGCUGUUAGUUGAAACGUCUUCUACAUCUACGACAUGUCAAAAUAUGUUCA
Messenger RNA from Emiliania huxleyi CCMP1516, 1110 nucleotides. It is a transcript of the gene Lhcf62, whose product is annotated as light harvesting protein. The coding region runs from base 22 to 855 and encodes 277 amino acids. The transcript has 3 exons. NCBI's taxonomy places the organism in Eukaryota, Haptophyta, Isochrysidales, Noelaerhabdaceae. Gene Ontology annotation, biological process: response to light stimulus; photosynthesis, light harvesting in photosystem I. The record is from RefSeq and is a predicted model, not a curated record. Gene Ontology annotation, cellular component: membrane.